AUGACCACUCCAAAGGAAAAUACAUAUGAUUAUAUUGUCUGCGGUGGUGGAACCUCUGGAUGUGUUGUCGCAGCUCGUCUUGCUGAGAAUCCAGAGGUAUCGAUUCUUCUAAUCGAGGCCGGUCAGCAUAAUAAAGAUUUAGAAAAUGUGCACAUGGCAGGAGGAUGGUCGAACAAUUUCGAUUCCGAGACAGAUUGGAAUUUUGUUACUCCACCAAUGAAAGGCGUGGAUAAUCGUCAAGUGAAAUUGAGUCGUGGCAGAUUUCUCGGUGGAUGUAGUGGCGUUAACGGCACUCUUUGCAUCCGCGGUUCCAAGCAGGAUUACGAUGACUGGGGGUUGGACGGGUGGAGUGGAGAGGAAUUCUUCAAGUACAUGAGAAAGUCGGAAACUUUCCACCCCAAGCCAUGGCACAAAGCCGAUGUUGACAGUCAUGGCUACUCGGGACCACUCCAUACAGAGCCUCAUGACCUAGCUCCUAUCUCGGAGUUACUACUCCAAUCAAUGGAGUCUCAAGGAAUGCCCCUGCAUCACGACAUGUUUACCACUGGCGAUGUGGCACAAGGCUGUGGCCAUGUACCCCGUACAGUAUACGAAGGGAUCCGGACAACCGGCGCCGAUUUCGUGACGAAGAAGAACCAUCGAAAUAACAUCACUAUCAGGACUGAUACAACAGUUGACAAGAUCAUUUUUGACCAGGGCGAACAGCCCCGUGCGUCGGGCGUUAUCACCAUCAGCAAUGGUACUUCCAAGACGUUCUUCGCUCGAAAGGAAAUCAUCAUCUCCGGAGGCGCAUACUGCAGCCCUGCUAUCCUUCUUCGCUCAGGUAUCGGCCCGAAAGACGAACUAGAAAAGCAUCACAUCCCAAUCACAGUGAACUCACCCGGCGUGGGCAAGAACCUCAUGGACCACCUGAUCGUCUUCAUAUUCUAUGAGACCGAAAAAGAGGGCCUAACAAACGACUACGCCGUCUACCACGACGACAACUUCGAAAACACAUACCAACUUUGGAAAGAGAAGAAAACAGGCUUCCUAUCUACAUUCCCCUUCGGAGUCUUCGCCUUCGCCAGACUAGACGACCGACUUAAAGACGAACCACUCUGGAAACACGCCCCCCGCCUCCCAGGCCGCGAUCCAAUGGGUCUAGCACCAAACCAACCGAAUAUCGAAUUCUUCACAACAGAAUGCUACGGUGGACCGAAGCAGUAUGAUCAAUUCCCGAUCGAUCACAAGCAUGCAUUCUCGAUUAUAGCGGAACUAUUUGCGCCGAAGUCUCGUGGCUCUGUGACUCUUUCUUCGAUGGAUCCACUGGAGAAUCCGGUCGUGGAUUGUAAUUAUCUCGAUGAUCCGUUGGAUCUGCUUGUUCUUAGUGAGGCGUGUCGGUUCGGGAAUGAGGUUGUUAUGAAGGGUGCUGGGACGAGGGAUAUUGUUAAGGGGUCUUGGCCGGCGAAUUUAAAACAUCAUGAGCAUACGACGAGGGAGGAUUGGGUUCCUUAUGUUAAGGAGCAUGCGACUACUUGUUAUCAUGCUGCGGGAACCUGUGCGAUGGGCAGAGAAGAUAACCCCAUGGCUGUUUUAGAUGAGAAAUUGCAGGUUAGGGGUGUGACUGGGCUCCGUGUGGCUGAUUGUAGUGUUAUGCCGGCUUUGCAUGGAGGACAUACUCAGAUGCCAGCCUAUGGGAUAGGUGAGAAGUGUGCGGAUCUCAUCAAGGAAACCUGGCGUCAGGCAGGAAAUGUCUACCCUCGGAUUUAA
Molecule: messenger RNA, 1749 nt
Organism: Penicillium odoratum
Lineage: Eukaryota; Fungi; Ascomycota; Eurotiomycetes; Eurotiales; Aspergillaceae
Product: GMC family oxidoreductase
Exons: 6
Coding region: 1-1749 (582 amino acids)
Molecular function (GO): flavin adenine dinucleotide binding; oxidoreductase activity, acting on CH-OH group of donors
Source: RefSeq, a predicted model, not a curated record